Molecule: messenger RNA, 4540 nt
Organism: Eupeodes corollae
Lineage: Eukaryota; Metazoa; Arthropoda; Insecta; Diptera; Syrphidae
Gene: stumps
Product: phosphoinositide 3-kinase adapter protein 1
Exons: 9
Coding region: 611-4120 (1169 amino acids)
Cellular component (GO): cytosol
Molecular function (GO): fibroblast growth factor receptor binding; transmembrane receptor protein tyrosine kinase adaptor activity
Source: RefSeq, a predicted model, not a curated record
AAGAGAACGCUGGCGCUGUAGCGAAAUUCUUGUUCGAGAGGACAACAUUUUUUUUUAUUUGUGUAGUUUUUUUCAAAAAGGACGCUUAAGUUGAAAACGUGCGUUUUUCUAUCAUCAAAAUAAUAAUAAUUAUUAUACUGCGUGGGUGAGAAUCACUUUGUUUUUGGAUUUUUGGGUUUGAAGCUUCCCCGGAAUAGAUUCGCCAAAAUAUUGUGUCGUGUGGUUUAUAUCUAAAAUUAAAAACAACACAAAAUAUAAACGAAACAAACAUAAAUUACUUGGAGUAAAUUAUUUGACAACGCACGAAAUUAUAGUAAAGUGAUUUAUAGGCCGCUAAAGAAGAGUGAUAAUAUUUAGUGUUUCCUAAAUGAUAAUCAUACAUACAUUUUAUACAAAUGUACAUAAAUUGUUGUUUAAAUUUUGAGGGGUAACUUUUGGUUUGAAUUUUGAAGAAGAAAAAAAAAUUAAGAAAUCUCAACACGGAACUCUUGGUUCAUCCGGCGGAAGUACAACUUUGGUUUGAAGAACGAAUACAAAAGAGACCAUUAGAAGCGGCACUGCCCUGCUGCUGCCGCAAAACUGUACCCAAGCAGUAAUCCCAUCGACAAAGAUGUCCGUAGAUAACCCAUAUUAUUUUUACAAUGACAAAUCUUCACCGAAGACCCCAGAUUCGUCAUCUUCCAGCAAGGGUUUUUCCAUAUUCAAACGGAGAAAUUCCAAAGGAAGCAGUCCUCGGGUUGCUAUUCCUGAGAAAAUUCGCCCAAUCAAUUCGGCAAAUUUAGAUUCAGCUGCAUCGGUUCUAGGAAGUCCUCGUGGAAGUUUUGGAUCGAUGAGUUCUUAUUCUGGUGGUGGUCCUGGGUGUAUGCAUGCAUUUGAAUUGGGUUCUCCGACAAGUAUUAAUGGUCCAUUCCUGCGUCGUCCCAAUACUAUUGAAUCAUUUCGUGAAAGAUUAGGUUCAUAUAAUGAGACAUCUAAUAAUUAUAAUCCUGAAAAUGAUGAUGUAUUUAAUGCAUCGCCAUUAAGUAAAAAUCACCAUACACUGCCAUGUCAUGGAUCACGUCGCCAUUCAUUUGGUAAUUUUAGCCAAAGAGAUCGAUUGAAAAGUCCAACAUCGCCCGAUGAAGUUCCAAAUAUGAUCGCACCAAAGCCACCAGUUGUUUCACCAAACAGAUAUCGCGGAACUGGGGGAAGAAGAAGAGAUAACUGUGUUACCAGUUCGAAUAUGGACGACAUCCUGAUCAUAACGGCUAAACAUAGCGAACGUGCAAUAUUGCGAGCGAAUUUUCUUAAAAAUCAUUUCGAUAAAAUUACUAAACAACGUGGACGUAAGCCUUUCAAUUUUCUUCACGUAAAAAUUGACGAUGGUCCCUUUAGUGAGGACCUGGCCCGAAAGUACCAAGAUGCUGCUCUUCAAAUUGUCAUUCUAUGUCCAGCUCUCUUGGCUACAUCGCAUUCUCAUUUACAAUCUCAGCUUACGGCUAUAUUGAAAUUUGAAAAGGUUCUCGGCAUACUUUUGGACGUGAGUGAGGAAAAAGUCCUUGAAUUUCAUAAAAGUGCCCUUCCAUCAUUCCGAAAAUGGCGUCGUUGUGUUAUUCGUGACAAUGAUCAAUCUCAAAUAGGUAACAUCCUGGGGAUAGCAACUGAUAUUUUGGGAAGAGCACUUUGUCAACGUCCACCUUGUCAAGAUAUGAAUACAAGUCAAACUAAGAGCUUCAGCAGCUGUGAGGGAUUCACAGUUCUGCCGAGAAAGGUAAAAAUUGGACAAAAUAAAGUUGUAGCUAUGUUAAACGAGCCCCUUGACAAAGAUGAUGUUUUGAAGAUAUCAAUUGAAAAAUCAGGAGAACUCAUUGAAGUGCGAAACUUCAAGCGUAGGAAUCCAUUCACAAUUCAAUUUACAAUUCCAGAAUCCUGCAUGGAAAUUUCAACGAUGGUGGAAAUCCGAAUGGAGAAAAAUGAAAAAAGCAUCGGAAGCCGCCCGAUCAAGUGCGAAAGUCGUCUGCGAGAGCUCGAACAACUCCUCCGGGCUGAGGACUCUCCCAUCGAGUUCAUGUGUCAUUCAUUGGGUAUCGGCUUGAAUGAACGCGAUUCUCUGGAUCUUCAUUUGUUGCAAUGUUUCCAAAAGAACAUGCCUCCCAACUUCCAUUUGUUGACUGGCCCAUUCGAUAAACAACACCACUUCCUCACCAUCCGCGAAUCCAGCCCCGAAGAGUAUCCUACUCUGUUACAUUUUGCAGCUCGAUUCGGACUUGACCGCUUAUGCAUGCAGCUAAUGGAAUGUCCUGGAGGUGACACUGCUUGUGGAGUUCGAAACUGCUUGGGUAAGACACCUGCGGAACUAGCUGAUCUCGAGGGAUUCCACAAGCUUGCACAGAGCAUUAAUAGUUUCUCGGAAUUCCAUGAACUCACCACGAUGUAUCAUUAUUUUAAAGGAAUCCAAGGCGGUGAUGCGAGCGCCAAGAAUAAAGUUAUGAUCGAAGCAAAGACCGGCGGCGCUGAAUCACCAAAGAAACCCACAGUUAGUAGACAAAAAUCUCAUGAAGCCAAAGAACCCGCACAGGCUGAGUACAUGGACAUGAGCAGUGGCAGCGAUCGAGAUAAUUCACCCGCGCCCUCAAAAGCUACAACAACCACAAUGGCUGUAUCCAAUCUCAAUUACGUCAGUGUAGAAACCGAAGACGACAAUCUACAGAGCUCUGGGGAGAUGACCAAGAACUUUGAUCAAAUUAAAAUCAUCACCGAAGCCGAAGUGACUACAAAUGAGCUCAAGAUAAGUGAACCACCGUACUAUCAGUCUGAGGAGAAGAACAAGCGCAACGUUCAUACACCUCUCCCCCAUCAUCAGACCGAAAAAGUUGGUCAAGAUGUUCCGGACAAUUGCAAUGCUUCCAUGUUGGACUAUAUGCUUCAACCGUCAAACAUCCCAGUGCAGACAUCCCAGGACGAUGGCAACUAUCUGUUCCAGCCCUCGAACAAGCCUGUGGAAUUGGAAAAACUGCCCCUCGAAGAAAUGCAUCAAUCUCGAAUGAACUUGAGCAAAAUGGGAUCCAACUCUAAACUGGGAACGCUCAAGAGAACCGGCAGUGACGCUUCAAGCAGCAAAGGCAACGCCGAUGAUGAGCUUGUGGAGAUAAUGAAUGACUUCAAGAACAACGUACUGUCGAUCCGAGAUGUGGAACAGUUGGUCGAGAAAUGGAAGCACCGCAAUGAUGUUAAACAGAGCUUCAAAGAGAAACAAGAACAAAUCGAGCUCCUGAGACAGGAAUAUGAAAGAAUUCAAGUGCAAAUCAAAUCCAGCAUGAAACGUGAAACUCCCUUCGAGAAGAUCAAGAAGUUGUUCUCCCGCCACAAAACACCAGUGCACAAGGUCGCGGUCGAAAACCCAGACGAAACUAAAUCAUCCAUUGCUUCCUCCUUCCAAUCGAGCCAGCGACCCAUCAGUACACUCAGUCUUCAGAGUGUAUCGUCUUCCUCGUCAUCCGGCAGACUGAGCACUGGCAGUGCAUGCAGUGGAGCAAGCCUAGGUGACAGUGGCACCCAUUCGGACCACGAAGAACGCCGCUUCGGAAUGUGUCGAAUCGGUUCCCCUGGCAGUCUCAUGGACAACUAUCUAGUCCCACCACCCCCUCGGCCCGUUCUAACACCCAGCUCAACACCUGGCGAAGAGAAGGAAAGAAUCGUUUUCCCGCAUCAUCCACGAGUGAUGACCCCAACUAGUCCCAGUCCGGCCGUAAAUGGCAACAGCAGUGACCAUUACUACAUGUUUCCAUCGAACCUUCCAGUAUUCCAAGUACCAAAUGAUCAAUCGAUGUCAUCGUCACUCAACAGCAAUGGCUAUCUGAACACCAUUGUCGAAGCCAAAGAGAACGAGCACAGCUAUCAGAAUGGCGUCACAGUGCAGCCCAUCAAAGUACAAACUCUCAACGAUAGAUCGAACAUUAUCUAUGGAAAGCUCACCAAAGUCGCACCCAAAGAUAUUUGUAGCUCAUUUAAGCCCCAAGCUGCUGCCCCACAAGUUAAAAAGGACGUUGUUGCAGCUGAAGUAUACCAAAACAUACCAAAUGGCAAGCUAGCAUGUGAGACCAAUGGAAAUGAAGAGAAUCACAAUUAUAUGAAUGUCUAAGUAGCCCAAGGCCGCGAAAGCUCCGGCGGGUUGGACCUGAUCUUAUUUUUAUUUUACAAUGCUCAAAUUUUCAAACUACACAAUUUAUUUUGAUGGAGAUUUUUCUUAUCGAUUAGUUUUCUUUUUCUAUAAAAGUCUAAUUUCUAUUUUUAAUUUUAAAUGUGGUUUUCGAAACUCUAUUUCGAGUAUAAGUUUAAUAUAUUAUUAUAAACGUUGUAUGUAUUAAUAAAGCAUGUAUUGUAUAUCUUUUAAUAUUUAUUUAUAAUGUGCGAAACGAAGUUUUUUUCAUAGAAAAAUAAGGCGUUUUUUUAUAUAAAAGGAAAUUAUGUGUAAUUAAGAAUUUAUUAUAACCGCUUCGAGAUAUUUUUCAUAUUGUUUAUACAUUAAGCGAAUUAUAAAAAUAAAAUAUUUUAAAAAGUA